Molecule: messenger RNA, 2689 nt
Organism: Sorex araneus (European shrew)
Lineage: Eukaryota; Metazoa; Chordata; Mammalia; Eulipotyphla; Soricidae
Gene: RPS6KL1
Product: ribosomal protein S6 kinase like 1
Exons: 11
Coding region: 133-1788 (551 amino acids)
Biological process (GO): protein phosphorylation
Molecular function (GO): protein kinase activity; ATP binding
Source: RefSeq, a predicted model, not a curated record
CUAGACCCCUGCACCUGACUGGAGGGCAGAAAGCUGAGCUCACUGCCCUGCAAGGAUAGGUUUGGCCGGUGGACCGGACCGGGCUCCUGGCUCGGCAGGUCCGCCCCUCACCCCUGACGCGGGGCAGCAGCCAUGAGCCUGGUGGCCUGUGAGUGCCCGGCCAGCCCUGGCCCGGAGCCCGAGCCCUGCUCUCGACCUCGGUCCCAGGCUCGCGAGUACCUGGAACAGAUUCGCAGCCGGGUGGCUCCGGGAGCAGCUGACGUGACCAAGCGUGACUACCUGGUGGACGCGGCCACGCAGAUCCGGCUGGCCCUGGAGCGGGAUGUGAGUGAGGACUACGAGGCCGCCUUCAACCACUACCAGAACGGGGUGGACGUGCUGCUCCGUGGCGUGCACGUGGACCCCAACAAGGAGCGCUGCGAGGCUGUGAAGCUGAAAAUCGCCAAGUACCUGCGGCGGGCGGAGGAGAUCUUCAACUGCCACCUGCAGAGGCCCCUGGGCCACGGGGCCAGCCCCGGCACGGGCUUCAGCAGCCUGAGGCUCCGGCCCAUCCGCACGCUGAGCUCAGCCCCCGAACAGCUACGGGGCUGCAGGGUGGUCGGCGUCAUCGAGAAGGUGCAGCUGGUGCAAGACCCGGCGACUGGAGGGACCUUUGUUGUGAAGAGCCUGUCCAAGUGCCAUGUGGCCAGCCGGGAGCGGCCGACCAUCAUCCCGCACGGUGUGCCCUACAUGACCAAGCUGCUGCGCUACUUCAUGAGCGAGGACUCCAUCUUCCUGCAGCUGGAACACGUACCAGGAGGUGCCCUCUGGUCCCACUUGCUGUCCCGCGCGCGCCCGCAGCAGCCCGGGCUCGGACCCGACUCCAGCCUGGAGAGGAUGAAGACGCAGCUCGGCGCCCGCCUCCGCCUCCACACCCCCGCAGCGCUGCCCCCGCAACGCCUCCACCCGCCGGACCACCCCGCCCUGAAGCCUCUGCAGACCUGUGGGAGCCUUUGCCCCGCCCCGGGGGUCCCCGCCGCGACGCCCCUGAGAGGAACUGAAAGGGCCCCCUCGGCCAGGCCCGGCACCGCCUGCUCCUGGAACCUUCCAAAGACCCCAAGUGGCCGCCUGGGUGUGGCCGGCCGCCGGGGCCCUGGCCAGAGCUCGGACGCCACGGCGCCUCCUUGGGGGCUGUCUUGGGUUCGGGAGGGGGCUGGCCGGGUGCUGGGGGGCUGUGGCCGAGGUCGAGGUCACGGUCCCCCCUUGGCCGGGAAAGCCAGCUUGAGAAGCACUGGGGGCGCCUGGACGCUGAGAGAAGAGCAGGCCAAGCAGUGGGCAGCGGAGAUGCUGGUGGCCCUGGAGGCGCUGCACGCACAGGGGGUGCUCUGCCGGGACCUCAACCCCCGCAACCUGCUCCUGGACCAGGCCGGUCACAUCCGGCUCACGUACUUUGGCCAGUGGUCCGAGGUGGAGCCCCAGUGCUGCCGCGAGGCCUCGGACCACCUCUACAGUGCCCCAGAGGUGGGCGGGAUUUCUGAGCUGACCGAAGCGUGUGACUGGUGGAGCUUCGGGUCUCUGCUGUACGAGCUGCUGACCGGGACGGCGCUGUCCCAGAACCACCCCUCGGGAAUCCAGCCCCACACCCAGCUCCAGCUGCCCGAGUGGCUCAGUCGCCCAGCCGCCUCCUUGCUGGCAGGGCUGCUGCAGUUCGACCCCAGCCGGCGUCUCAGCGUUGACAAACUCAAGUCUCACCCCUUUUUCAGCACCAUCCAGUGGAGCAAGCUGGUGGGGGACGAGGGAAGGGGGUGACAGACCCCCCCACCUCUCAAUGCCUACCACCCAGAGCUGCCCCGCAUCUAUGGCCUCCAAAGUGACCAGAGCUGGACAAGUCCUGUCUGGCACUGCUGAGGGGCAGUGAGGACCGUCCUCUCCACCCACCCGCCAGCCCCCCUUACCGGUCUGCUGGCAGCUGGACUGGGCGCACCCCUGGACUGCGAACAGACCCCCCCACACACACUGACGGGUGCCUUCCAGGCUGGAGUGCCGGGCUGACCACGAGGUCUCAUGACUCUGCCUUUCCGGGGGCCCACUCGGGACACUGGACAUUCAUCUCAGGACACUGGCGCACUGGCCCCAAACCAGGCCUGUCCUGGCUGGUCACCUCUGCCAGAGGCUAUGCAGGAUGUGGCCACAGGGGACACAGGCACGUGGUGAGGUUGGGACAGGCCCAACUGUGCCACCUCCUGGCCCCACCAACCGACUUUGGUUAAAGGGGCGGUGUGUGUGUGAGGGGGGAAACACUUGAAAACAUCCCUUCUUCAGGGCACGGGACAGGAGCCAACCCUGCACCUUGGGGCGAGAGGUCUGAACCCCUGGUUAGGGCCCCGGGCAUCUCGCCCGUUUACCAUUGUGCAUGUGGGUCGGGCCCUGCAUUCACCGCCCACUGUGCUCUCCUUCCCUUUCGGAAGCUGAACCCACAGGGAGUGCCCACCCCAGCCUCCAGCCAGCAGGUUCCUGGCCUUUAAGAGCUUGGCAGGGCGGUCCCCUCCCUUCCCCUUAGGACUCACCACGCCACCCUGGAGGGGCAUCAAAACAAUUCCCGCCACACCAGGGCCCCCGACAGCCCUGGGAGAGGGGGUGCACAGAGGGAGGAAUUCUGAAUAACCCCACAGCCCCCCAUCCCGCCAAUAAAGCCUCUUGUGGCCUCUGG